This is a messenger RNA of Anopheles coustani, 4105 nucleotides long. Its product is annotated as ankyrin-3-like. NCBI's taxonomy places the organism in Eukaryota, Metazoa, Arthropoda, Insecta, Diptera, Culicidae. The record is from RefSeq and is a predicted model, not a curated record. The transcript has 12 exons. Gene Ontology annotation, molecular function: protein binding.
CUGUGUUUUCCCUCACUCGUACGCUCGCGGUACCCCAAAAGCGCACACUGCAGAUUAAGCUUCCAGUAUUAAAGAGCCAUCUCCCUGUCGGUGGUAACCGGAGUUGUGAAGGGAUAGUAUUUUAACGAGUAGCUUCGGUUUAAGACUAGGAUAGUGCUUAAAGAAAGGGAAAAGGAGAAAACGCAAAUAAAUUCAUACCAGCGCCCUCGCAGCACCUCACGGAUGUAGGACAGUGCGCUCGUCGGUAUAUUAUGCAAUCAAUCGAACCGUGGGUGCGCUUAUUAGUGGUGGCAAGUUCAACGGUGGCAGCACACACCGAGGGUUCACCGUAGAAAAACAGCGCCGUGGGAGCGAGAGAAAGCAGAAGUAAAACGUGCCCCACCACGCCAGCCGUCCUCUGGUUUGAUCCGUGCCGUAGUUGGUUUUCCCUGUACGCUCUCGAAUACACAAGGGCUAGGGCACGUACGGCAGAGGAAAAAAAGGAAACACAAAAAAAAAAAAAACAAGCGAGCCCACUAAAUCUGGUACGGUCACGUUGCAACUGGGCAACGUUUAUGCAGGGCAUUGCAGCACGCCACGGAAGGGUUUGCGACCGGCUUGGGGCUUAAUCGAUCGAACCUGAGGGACCUGCCUUGCAAUGGUCACGGAAAAUGGAACACAGUCUGAUGGAAACACAUCGUUCCUGCGUGCCGCUAGGGCAGGCAACUUGGAGAAAGUACUGGAACAUCUAAAAAACAACAUUGAUAUUAAUACUUGCAAUGCGAAUGGCUUGAAUGCACUGCAUCUGGCGUCGAAGGAUGGCCAUGUCGCGGUCGUGUCGGAGUUGCUGGCCCGUGGAGCCACGGUCGAUGCGGCCACGAAGAAGGGCAACACCGCGCUGCAUAUUGCGUCGCUGGCCGGCCAGGAAGACGUGGUGAAGUUGCUAAUCAAGCACGGAGCCUCGGUGAACGUGCAGUCGCAGAAUGGGUUCACGCCGCUGUACAUGGCGGCCCAGGAGAACCACGACUCGGUGGUGCGACUGCUGCUGUCGACUGGCGCGAACCAAAGCCUGGCCACCGAGGAUGGCUUUACUCCGCUGGCCGUGGCUAUGCAGCAGGGCCACGAUAAGGUCGUGGCGGUGCUGCUCGAGAGCGACACGCGUGGCAAGGUGCGCCUACCGGCCCUGCACAUUGCCGCCAAGAAAGAUGACGUGAAGGCGGCGACGCUGCUGCUAGAGAAUGACCAUAAUCCGGACGUGACGUCCAAGUCGGGCUUCACGCCGCUGCACAUCGCUUCGCACUACGGCAACGAGGCCAUGGCCAACCUGCUCAUCCAGAAGGGGGCCGACGUGAACUACGCCGCCAAGCACAACAUCAGCCCGCUGCAUGUGGCCGCCAAGUGGGGUAAGACUAAUAUGGUGGCGCUGCUGCUGGAGAAGGGCGCCAACAUCGAGAGCAAGACGCGCGAUGGCCUCACGCCGCUUCACUGCGCCGCUCGCUCAGGUCACGAGCAGGUCGUCGAUAUGCUGCUCGAGCGAGGCGCCCCCAUCAGCUCGAAGACGAAGAAUGGGUUGGCCCCGCUGCAUAUGGCCGCACAGGGCGAGCACGUGGACGCCGCUCGUAUCCUGCUCUACCAUCGCGCUCCAGUCGACGAGGUGACCGUCGACUACCUGACGGCGCUCCACGUGGCCGCCCACUGUGGUCACGUGCGCGUCGCGAAGCUGCUUCUCGAUCGUAAUGCGGACGCGAACGCCCGUGCCCUGAACGGGUUCACGCCGCUGCACAUCGCCUGCAAGAAGAAUCGCAUCAAGGUGGUGGAGCUGCUGCUGAAGCACGGCGCCAGCAUCAGCGCCACGACCGAGAGUGGCCUGACGCCGCUCCACGUGGCCUCGUUCAUGGGGUGCAUGAACAUCGUCAUCUAUCUGCUGCAGCACGACGCCAGCCCGGACGUGCCGACUGUGCGCGGCGAAACGCCUCUGCAUCUUGCGGCCAGAGCCAAUCAGACCGACAUCAUACGCAUUCUGCUACGCAACGGUGCGCAGGUUGAUGCCCGCGCCCGUGAACAGCAAACGCCGCUGCACAUCGCGUCGCGCCUCGGCAACGUCGACAUCGUCAUGCUGCUGCUGCAGCACGGUGCGCAGGUUGACGCGGUCACGAAGGACAUGUACACCGCCCUGCACAUCGCCGCCAAGGAGGGCCAGGAUGAGGUCGCUGCUGUUUUGCUGGACAACGGGGCGCAGAUCGAUGCGACCACCAAGAAGGGCUUCACGCCGCUGCACCUGACCGCCAAGUACGGCCACAUGAAGGUGGCCGAGCUGCUGCUGGAGAAGAAUGCACCGGUUGACGCACAGGGAAAGAACGGCGUUACCCCGCUGCAUGUUGCCAGCCACUACGAUCAUCAGAACGUGGCGAUGCUGCUGCUAGAGAAGGGCGCUAGCCCGCACGCGACGGCCAAGAACGGCCAUACGCCGCUGCAUAUCGCGGCGCGCAAGAACCAGAUGGAUAUCGCCAACACGCUGCUACGGUACGAGGCUCAGGCGAAUGCGGAGAGUAAGGCCGGUUUCACGCCGUUGCAUCUGAGCGCCCAGGAGGGCCAUACCGAGAUGUCGGGACUGCUGCUGGAGCAUAAGGCAGAUCCGGAUCAUCAGGCUCGCAAUGGGCUUACGCCGAUGCACUUGUGCGCACAGGAGGAUCGCGUCAGCGUGGCGCAGGUUCUUGUGAAGCACGGUGCUAACACGCAGGCCGCCACGAAGGCCGGCUAUACGCCGCUGCACGUUGCGUCGCACUUUGGACAGGCCAACAUGGUACGCUAUCUGAUCGAGCAGCAGGUCGAUGUCAACGCUUCCACCGGCAUCGGCUACACUCCGCUCCACCAAGCUUCGCAGCAAGGACACUGCCACAUUGUUAACAUACUGCUGGAGAACCAAGCUGAUCCAAAUGCUAUUACUAAUAAUGGACAAACAUCGCUGAAGAUUGCCCAAAAGCUAGGGUACAUCAGCGUGCUCGAUUCGCUGAAAUCCGUCACGGAUUCCAAGAGUACUCCCGAGCAACCGCCAUCGGAGGAGAAGUAUCGCGUCGUCGCACCGGAGGCGAUGCACGAAACGUUUAUGUCCGAUUCCGAAGAGGAAGGAGGUGAAGACACCGUCCUGUCGGACCAACCGUAUCGUUAUCUAACGGUGGACGAGAUGAAAUCGCUCGGCGAUGACUCGCUGCCGAUCGAUGUGACUCGCGACGAGCGGAUGGACUCGAACAAGAUGGUGCAGAGCGGUGACUCGCACCAGUUCCCGCCGACCGCGCUGGAAGAUUCGAUCAGUCCGCAGCACGCAUCGAUGGUGCAGUCCGGCAUCUCGGCCGCCGACUUUACCGACAACAUCAACAUCGAGCGUCACUCGCACGUGGGGUAGGUUCGAAAGCUUCACUGGAAGAACUUCCUGGUGUCCUUCCUGGUAGAUGCUCGUGGUGGAGCCAUGCGAGGCUGCCGCCACAGUGGAGUACGCAUCAUCGUACCGGCCCGGUCGGCCGCACAGCCGACGCGCAUCACCUGCCGCUACGUGAAGCCGCAGCGCACGAUGCAUCCGCCGCCGCUGAUGGAGGGCGAGGCGCUAGCCAGCCGGGUGCUGGAGCUGGGCCCGGUCGGUGCGAAGUUCCUCGGACCAGUCAUCAUGGAGGUGCCCCACUUUGCGUCGCUGCGGGGUAAAGAGCGCGAGAUCGUCAUCUUGCGCUCGGACAACGGUGAAACCUGGCGCGAACACAACAUCGAUAUGUCGGACGAGAUCAUCCACGAUGUUCUGAACGACUGUUUCGAGCCGGAAGAUCUGGCGCAGCUGGACGAAUUAGGCGGUGGCCGCAUCUGCCGCUUCGUGACGUAUGACUUCCCGCAGUACUUUGCGGUCAUUUCACGCAUCCGUCAGGAGGUGCACGCCAUCGGACCCGAGGGUGGCAUGGUGUCGAGCACGGUCGUGCCGCAGGUGCAGGCCGUCUUCCCACAGGGAGCGCUCACCAAAAAGAUCAAAGUGGGCCUGCAGGUAAAUCUGUUCAAACCACGCAAGGGUGUGGCGCCGGAGAAGUUGCGCAAGAUAAGCGUCAACCAUGUGCCGAAGAAGAAACGUUUCUCGCUGAUCUGGUAA